GCUAUGUCUUUUAGUCUAUGGUUUAGUUAUAUUUUCGGUGUGGUGGUCGAUUUAUCAAUUUUUCCUGUAAUUGUUGCUGAUUUUAAGCGGGAAUUCAUACAAUUACAAUAAUAACCUGCAACCAUGAGCGUGGAAGAAGAUGUAAUGAAAAUACAAAAGAAAUUGACAAAAAUGAUAUCGGAUGACGGCACGGGCCAAGAAGAAGCUCUUGAACUUUUGAAGGCUCUACAGACUAUGGCAAUCAAUUUGGACGUGUUGACCAAAACGAGAAUUGGAAUGACUGUGAAUGCUAUUCGCAAGUCUAGCAAGGAUGAGGAGGUAAUUUCUUUAUGUAAAACUCUGAUAAAGAACUGGAAAAAGUUUCUAUCAACACCAAACACUCCAUCCAAGGACAAUGGGAGCUCAUCUAAAUCAAAAAAAGAUGGCAAAGACAAGGAAAAGAAGGAUGACAAGGAGAAAGAUAAAAAGUUACCAGCUUCCUUUCCACCUCAAUCCAAUACAACUGAUGCUGUACGACUGAAAUGCCGUGAACUGUUGACACAGGCCUUAAAGGUUGAUGGUGAAAACCCUAGCUCUUGUGCCACUCCUGAAGAACUUGCUGAAGAAUUGGAAGAAUGCAUUUACAUGGAGUUUAAAAACACUGACAUGAGAUACAAAAAUAGAGUGCGAUCUCGAGUUGCUAACUUGAAGGACCCUAAAAAUCCUACUUUAAGAACAAAUUACUUAAAUGGUGUUGUUGCAGCCUCUAGACUCGCUAAGAUGACUCCUGAAGAGAUGGCAAGUGAUGAGAUGAAGAAACUCAGAGAGAAGUUUAUCAAAGAGGCGAUCGAUGAUGCUCAACUGGCUACUGUCCAGGGAACUAAAACUGACAUGCUCAAGUGUGGCAAAUGCAAAAAGAAGAACUGUACCUACAACCAACUCCAGACCAGAAGUUCUGAUGAACCUAUGACCACUUUUGUCCUCUGCAAUGAAUGCGGAAACCGUUGGAAGUUCUGUUAAGACUGCUUUUACUACAACCUUAGAUUAACAUAGUGUGUUUAUCAAUAUUAAGAUACAAUAAGUGUUGUAUCAAAUAAUUCUACUACCUUUUACUAUGAAUUAUGAUAUUUUGGUUUGCUGUUAAUGCAUUGACCUUAUAACUACCAAUGGAUACGGAAUCAUGUUGAGUAGAUAAGGCAUCCUUAGUUUUACAUAAUAAAUUAUCUGCUUUAAGUAAUAUUGUAACUUUUAUUUUGUGAACUAUGUAGUACCUACAAAAUUAGUUGAAUUUUUUAUCAUAAUAAAAGAAUUCGUAAAAGUGAAACAAAUGUUUAUGUUGAGUAAUUAUUGUAUAUUUUUUAUAAUAUUUAGUAACAACAGGAAUGUGUCCUUUAGGACCAAGUAAAAUAUAAAUCAGACACUGUAGAGUGCCAGCAUUUAGUUAUACUCAAAUAACCAACUAUUAUUACUAUCCUCGAGCAAAAUAAUAUUAUUAUUAAUACAAUCAAUAAUUAUGUGAUUAUGCUGUUUUAUAUUGAGUCAUAUUUAUCUGAGGAAAACAAUACAGAAUAAUGAAGCUUCUUAAAACUUAAACACUAUUAAUUAAGAAUCUAAUGUAAAUGACUAACAUAUUGCUCUUAAAAAUAACAAGUACUAAAUUAUAAUAUUCACAAUCAGAUUCAGGUUUCUAAUAAGUUUUAAAUAUCUUUUACCAAAGUAUAAAACUGUCUAG
Molecule: messenger RNA, 1711 nt
Organism: Ostrinia furnacalis (Asian corn borer)
Lineage: Eukaryota; Metazoa; Arthropoda; Insecta; Lepidoptera; Crambidae
Gene: TfIIS
Product: RNA polymerase II elongation factor
Exons: 2
Coding region: 124-999 (291 amino acids)
Biological process (GO): DNA-templated transcription; transcription elongation by RNA polymerase II
Cellular component (GO): nucleus
Molecular function (GO): nucleic acid binding; zinc ion binding
Source: RefSeq, a predicted model, not a curated record